Geodia barretti is the source of this 353-nucleotide messenger RNA. The record is from the annotation of a GenBank genome assembly. NCBI's taxonomy places the organism in Eukaryota, Metazoa, Porifera, Demospongiae, Tetractinellida, Geodiidae.
GAGUGUCAUUGGUUGUAAUCCCUCUGUUUUUCCUUGAAAAUGUUCGGAGUUGUCCUGGGUGAAGUAGACUUGUUCACUUUGCCUUUCCGCCUCGUUAUUGACACAUGUGUAUAUGUGUAUGUGUUUGCAAGACAUAAGUGUGCACUGCAUUUUCCAGCUAUAGUCCAGGUAUUCAGGAAUGGUUGGUUGGUCUGUCCUUCUCCCCACCUUCUUUCUAAAAGUACAAAAGUUUAGGCCACCUUACUCUUCUACACUGCACACUCCAGCUAUAGUCAAGGCAUUCAGGAUGGUUGGUUGGUCUGUCCUUCUCCCCACCUUCUUUCUAAAAGUACAAAAAGUUUAGGCCACCCUAC